Messenger RNA from Melanotaenia boesemani (Boeseman's rainbowfish), 2989 nucleotides. It is a transcript of the gene slc26a6l2, whose product is annotated as solute carrier family 26 member 6. Gene Ontology annotation, molecular function: chloride transmembrane transporter activity; bicarbonate transmembrane transporter activity; secondary active sulfate transmembrane transporter activity. Gene Ontology annotation, cellular component: membrane. NCBI's taxonomy places the organism in Eukaryota, Metazoa, Chordata, Actinopteri, Atheriniformes, Melanotaeniidae. Gene Ontology annotation, biological process: transmembrane transport. The transcript has 19 exons. Bases 201 to 2558 code for a protein of 785 amino acids. The record is from RefSeq and is a predicted model, not a curated record.
CUGUCUCUUAUGAGGACAGGAAAGGAACAGUCACUCCCACACUUCAACAAGAAACAAGACAGGCAGUCAGAACAGAACUAUGCUGUGGUGUCACCCUUUAACUCUCUCUCCUACACACUAGGACCUCGAGCGGACAGCAGGAGCUUAAACAGACAGCAGCUGUCCAGACAUCUACUGAAUUUGUUCAAAUUAACAAGGACAUGAAGGAGACAGACUUGUCAUCUGGAGAGUAUGUUGAGCAGAGGGAGGCUCUUGAUGAGUUACGUCUGGAUGAAGUGGCGCAAAAAGGGAAGUGGUCCACCAAACCAACUCUGACUGAACGGGUGAAAGACUCGCUGAGGUGUUCGGUACCCAGGCUGAAGCUAAUACUUUUGAGGUGGAUUCCCAUUCUCGGAUGGUUGCCUCGCUACUCUUUCAGAGAAAAUGCCUUAGGUGACCUGAUAUCUGGCUGCAGUGUGGGCAUCAUGCAUCUGCCACAGGGUAUGGCAUAUGCUCUUCUGGCUUCCUUACGUCCAGUGUUUGGCCUUUACACCUCCCUCUACCCAGUGCUAGUCUACACCAUCUUUGGUACUUCCAGGCACAUUUCUAUAGGAACAUUUGCUGUGGUCAGCAUCAUGGUUGGGAGUGUGACAGAAAGACUGGCGCCAGACAGUGACUUUCAAGGAAAUGUGACUAACGGGACAGGAAGUAUAGACAUUGACAAAAGAGAUGAAUACAGAGUACAGAUAGCUUGCUCCCUUACAGUGUUGGCAGGAAUCUUUCAGAUCUUGUUGGGCAUCGUGAAGUUUGGUUUUGUGGUUACCUACCUCUCUGAGCCACUUGUUCGAGGCUACAUGACAGGAUCAGCAUGUCACGUGUGUGUCUCUCAGCUAAAGUACCUGUUUGGAGUCACACCAGGUCGCUUCACUGGUCCUCUCGCUCUCAUUUAUACUCUGGUGGAUAUCUGCAAACUGCUGCCUCAGACUAAGGUGCCAGAGCUGGUGGUCAGUCUGGUGGCACUUGCUGUUCUCAUUGUGGUCAAAGAAGUCAAUGAAUGCUACAAAAAGAAGCUGCUGAUGCCGAUCCCCAUAGAGCUUAUAGUUAUAAUAGCAGCAACAAUUAUCAGUCACUUCUGUGAACUCCGCAGUAUGUACGACAUUGAUGUGGUUGGAGAGAUUCCCAGUGGGCUCAAAGCCCCUCGUGCCCCAGAUGUCACUUUGUUCUCAGAGUUUAUAGGUGAUGCCUUUGCUCUGGCCAUCGUGGGAUAUGCCAUCAACAUUUCCCUGGGCAAAACUUUGGCUCUCAAAUACGGCUACAAGGUGGAUAGCAACCAGGAGCUGGUUGCUUUGGGUCUAAGUAACUCUGUUGGUGGAAUCUUCCAGUGUUACUCAGUGACUUCAUCUUUGUCUCGGAGUCUUGUCCAGGAGAGCACAGGGGGAAAGACACAAAUUGCAGGUGUGAUCUCCUCUGUUAUUGUCCUGAUCACAGUUUUGAAAAUAGGUUCCCUCUUUGAGGCUCUUCCCAAGGCUGUAUUAUCCACAAUAGUGUUUGUGAAUUUGAAAGGAAUGUUUAAGCAAUUCACAGAUGUGCCCUCACUGUGGAAAACCAACAAAGUUGACUUGCUUGUGUGGCUGGUAACCUUCAUGAGCACCGUCCUGCUCAACCUGGACCUGGGUCUGGCUGUCUCCAUUAUCUUUUCUAUACUUACUGUCAUCUUCAGAACACAACUACCUCGCUACUCUAUCUUGGGCAAUGUACCAGAUACUGAGCUGUAUCUGGACGUAGACAUCUACAGAGAGGCUAAAGAGAUUCCAGGAAUUAAAAUCUUCCGCUCAUCAGAAACCAUCUACUACACAAAUGCUGAGAUGUACUUGGAGGUCCUUCAAGAAAAGAGUGGGAUUGAUCUCGGGAAGCUGCAAAUGGCAAAGAAGAAACGGGAGGCAAAGCAGAAGCGUAAACAACGAAAAGCGGAAAAGAAAGCCAAACAUGAGGCAAAGAAACAAAAAAAAAUCUCCAUUCACCCGUCCAAUGGCACAAACACAUUGAAGGAUUUAGACCUGAAUGAAGGGAACAUUUCUGCAGCAACAAUGGAGAUGAGCAUUGAAAAUGGCGUAGCUUUAAACUUGACUGAAUCAGCUACAAACAGCCCUACAACAGGCAAAGUAAACAUGGCUUACCAAAUUGAAACAAACAAAUCAGACUCACAAUCAAAUACGGGCAACCAUGUUUAUGGCCGUGUGGCCAAAGCUUCACAUCACGGUGAUGAAGAAGCAGGAAUGACCUGCAGAUCAGACACGCACAGCAUCAUCCUGGACAUUUCUACAACCAGCUUUGUGGACACAGUCGCUGUGAAGACCUUGAAAAAUAUUUUCAGGGACUUUGGAGAGGUUGAUGUGGACAUCCAUCUAUCUGGUUGCCAAGUCUGUGUGGUGGAGCAGCUGGAAAGGGCAAACUUCUUCUCAGAGUCCAUCCCGAAGAGCAAGCUCUUUGUCUCAGUUCAUGAUGCAGUACUUCAUAUUCUCAAAAAACACAUGCUAACAGACUUCAAGCUCGCUGUUUCUUGUGAUACCCACAUGUGACCAACAGGGGUCACAUUGUUUCAAAUCAAGCUAUUUUCCCUCUCCUCCUCCUCUCAGGCAGCAGCCUGUUCCAUUGCACACUAUUGGUCACCAAUGUCUCCUCCUCUUUCAGUGGGGGAAAAUGCACCACCUUAACAUGGCGGCUGGCUGCCAUGGGAAUAGGGAGCCGUUGCUGUGGCAACAGGCUUUUUAUGAUAUGGUCUAAUGAGAUGGCCAGAAAUACGUCAUUGCAGUUAUCUCACUUUGUGGUGUGUGUGAGACAGGGAAGGGGCGGGAGUGGGAGAAUGUAACACUGGACUAAUAGGAGUCUGUAUUUAUAGCUGUAUGAGAGUGAAUAAAAGGCUGGGUACAAGAGGAAUUUCAUAUGAGAGGUUGUUUUUUUUGGUCAGGCCCAACAUGCACCUGUACAUUUUAUCAGUCUGCACUUGAAG